CAAAUCGCCCGUUUUUAUUUAUUUAUCUUUUCAUUUAUUUUUAUCUAACAAAAUGAGUAACAGGGAUUCCCAUAACAUGCGUGUUCUUGGGAAAGACCUGUUCGACAAAGUUUCCCAAAGUAACAUUCUUCUAAUUGGUGCCGGUGGCAUUGGUUGUGAGUUACUCAAGGACUUGGUAAUGACAGGGUUUAAAAAUAUCAAAGUUAUUGACUUGGAUACGAUUGAUAUUUCCAACUUAAACCGACAAUUCUUAUUUCAAAGGAAACAUGUGAAACAAGCAAAAGCUCACGUUGCCAAAGAAUCUGCACACAAAUUUAAUCCGACAACAAAUAUCGAAUCCCUCCAAGCCAACAUCAAAGAAACUCAGUUUAGUGUUCAAUGGUUUAGUCAAUUCACAAUGGUCUUAAAUGCUUUAGAUAAUUUGGAGGCUCGUCGACACGUCAAUGCUAUGUGCUUAGCCGCUGAUAUACCUCUUGUUGAAUCUGGAACAGAAGGGUAUUUUGGACAAACCUACAUCAUUAAGAAGGGUGUAACAGAAUGUUUUGACUGUCAAGAGAAGCCAUCCAAAAAGACAUAUCCUGUAUGUACUAUUAGAAGUACGCCCAGUGAGCCUAUCCAUUGCAUUGUUUGGGCAAAAAGUUUCCUGUUCAGUGAAUUAUUCGGCAAUUCAGAAGACGAGGAAGCUCUUGAACCAGAUAGCUCUUCUGAAAUGGCUACAGAAAUUGCUGCUUUAAAAAGAGAAACUGAGGAAUUAAAAGCUAUAAAGGAGGCAGCUGGAUCACCCGACUAUACCAAAAAAAUCUUUACCAAAGUAUUCGAAAGUGAUAUUGAAAGACUGCUGUCGAUGGAAUCCAUGUGGGAGAAGCGUAAAAAACCAACUGCCUUGAACUACGAUGCAUUGGAUCAGAUGGAUCUCUCAGAUGUGGCCAAGGGAAAUCGUGAUGCUAGAAAAGUGUGGGAUUUAAAGGAAAACUUUGACAUGUUUAAAGAAAGUGCUACAAAAUUAGCAGCACGAUUAUUGAAGGAAAAGGAAGCUCAGAGUGAUGCUAUUUUAACUUUCGAUAAAGACGAUGCUGAUGCUAUGGACUUUGUCACUGCAGCCUCUAACCUGAGAGCUUAUGUGUUCGAUAUUGGAAAGAAAAGCUUGUUUGACGUCAAAUCCAUAGCAGGUAAUAUUAUUCCAGCUAUUGCUACCACGAAUGCUAUUAUUGCAGGCUUGGUAAUCUUGAAAGCACUUGGUAUCUUGCGGGGUGAAUUGAAAGAAAACUCAAGGGUUCAUCUCCAUACUGGAUCUCGUCUUCUUUCAGAUCCUAAUAACGGUCCUAAUCCUAAUUGCAAUGUCUGUAAAUCAAGAAGAGGAACUGUUAACGUGGACUUCGAAAAGGCUACCUUAAAUCAUUUGAUAGAAAAGGUCAUAUUACUUUCAAUCGAAGAAGGUGGAGCAGGCAUGGAUAGAGAUGAUAUUGGUAUCUUGGACGGAAACAGAAUGAUUUAUGAUGUCGACUUCCAGGAUAUGGCUGAUACACCAUUGUCCAAUGUAGGAUUAAAAGCUGGUACCAUUUUACGUAUCACAAACGAUGAUGGAGACGAAAUUGAUUUAAAUUUGGAUGCAAUAGAUCCCGCUCAUCACGAAGAUACAGUUAUACUGGUUAGACCUAUUAGUAAGCCUGUUUCUAGAGUGCCUAUGAAGCGUAAACUGGAAGAAGAAGAGGAAGAAAAUAACGAAGCGAACAAGAAAACAAAAACUAUUCACACUGUAGUGGAUGAUGUAAUCCAUUUGGACGAAGAUGAAGAUGAUGAUGAUAUAUUAUUGUUGGAUUAAUGUGAGUCUAAAUAUUCACACGAUUUUAAAUCUGCUUGAUCCUGUUUAUUAUUGUUUUAAAAAGGAUUCCAAUAAAUUUUUGAAAAAAAUUCCU
This is a messenger RNA of Mucor mucedo, 1916 nucleotides long. Its product is annotated as ubiquitin-activating enzyme E1 3. Bases 53 to 1822 code for a protein of 589 amino acids. Lineage: Eukaryota; Fungi; Mucoromycota; Mucoromycetes; Mucorales; Mucoraceae. Gene Ontology annotation, molecular function: SUMO activating enzyme activity. The transcript has 11 exons. Gene Ontology annotation, biological process: protein sumoylation. Gene Ontology annotation, cellular component: SUMO activating enzyme complex; cytoplasm. The record is from RefSeq and is a predicted model, not a curated record.